CUCCGACAACGGGAUUCUCCCGGGUACCAGAGCUGCAAAGCUUCAGUUUGCUUCGAAAGAUCUUGCGGGUUGUGCGUUCUAGCUAAGCGUCUGUCGAAUAUCGUUGUGCAUCGCUAAGUGAACAAAGUAUCUUCCAGCGUGACGAUGGCAUUACUGGUCCGAAUGUGUUAAUAUUUUCAAUAUUUAGGAGAAACAAAUUAGUAUUAUAUUUAACAAAAAAUCAACAAACAAUUAAAUCAUGCUGAAGAGGUGGAUUUCCUUGGCCCUGUUGCUGCCUUUGCUCCACAUUUUGAUCUCAGGAAGCGAUGCAUUACCCCGGCCACAGAAUUUGGAUGACUAUGAGCCCAGUGUAGAUUGUGGCGGGACGAAUGGAGCACCGCUGAUCACGCCCUGCUUGGAGUCCGUCCAACUGGAUUACAAGACCUCCUACACACUGAGGUGCGAGGCGGAGGAACCGGUGACCUGGUGGUAUGCCCACGACAGCGUCCUCACAGAGGAGUUCGACAACUCGGAGACAGAUCCACAGCGACCCUAUGGGGCCGGGCUGGAGCUAGUGGAUGUGACGGCGGAAAAGGUGGGGGCCUACUACUGUAUCAAGAAGUCCCAGCUGGAAAGUAGUUUGGAUAUCGAUGAGGAUAAGAUGGUGGAAUAUACGAACAAUUAUGAAGCCGUCUCCAUUUAUGUAUACGUGAAUGAUCCGAAUCACUUGCUGGUUCCCUACUCCCCAUUGGUGAUGGCACGCCAAUAUACCAGCGUGGUGAUUCCCUGCAAGCCCACGAUGCCCGACACGGAGGUUAUUCUUCAAUUCAACUCGGAAACAACUUCCAGCAAGAAAGCCAUUCGGUAUAAUCCUAUGAAGGGAUUCUCCAUAGAAAUGAACGGCAUCCUUCAGGGCGGCGAGUAUGAAUGCUUGCCUGCGGAACCCUCCCCAGACAACGAUGAGGAGAUCAAUUUCAUUACUGUGAAGUUUAUUGGUAACGAACAAAUUGAUACAUCCAGAUGGGAUAAUCCCAGUACCAAAGCACCAACAUCUACCUUAGGGUAUGAUUAUGUCGAUGAGGACGAUGACGAGGUCCCUACUACUGUUACUAACCAAUCGAAACAGGGUAAAGUAGCUCUAAUCUCUGGUGAUGGGUUUGACGGAGUUACCUCCGAUUUCGAAGCUAUAUCAUGGGAUCGGGCGAAGCGUAGUCCCGCCUCGUCGUCCUCACCUCGGCCAGGGCAGGUCAACAAGCCAAUGGGCCGGCCCGAGAUCAAAUCCAGUAUAAAUCAUCACGUCGAAAAGGACUCCUCAUUCACACUCGUCUGCGAACAGACCGACGUCAUAGAUGCCAGCUAUCACAUGGAAUGGAUUACUCCCAUCAAGGAUAUGAGUCGUCUUAUCAUUACCACUCCGAAAUUUGUCAAGACCACGAACACCACUCACCAAGUCGGUCGGGGCACACUGACGGUGGAGAAGGCCCAGCUCACGGAUAGUGGACCCUACAAGUGCGUGGUGUCUGAUGGAUUCGACACAAUCUACUCCACAUACAAGCUGAGAGUACUGAAAAUGAACGAGACCUAUCUAAGGGUGUACGAGCCUACAAAUCAUUACAGUGUAGAAGGAUAUUCGAACAAGACUAUUCAGAUGACAGCUAACUUUGAGGGAUAUCCAAUACCCACCUUCUACUGGCAUAAGCCCGAUGGAAGCGAUAUCCAUCAGACGGAGCCCAAGUUCAAAAUAAUCUCAAGGGAGUCUAGCACCACACUGCAGAUCCUCAAUGCCCAGCUGGAGGAUAGCGGCACCUAUGUCCUGCGAGGAGAGAAUAUCUACAACACGGUCAACCGCCAGUACAACGUUAGUGUCAAAUCCGGACCUGUUGUUAGCGUUUCAGAUGUCUACGUCCAGGUGGGCGGAGAGGCCAAACUGGAGUGCUACGUCCGGGGCCAUCCUCUGCCAAUAGUCUCCCUCAAUUUCUACUCCUGCAGUCUGCAGCCUCGCUGGCCCAAUUGCGAAUAUGCCAGAGAGAAUAUUGAUCUCACCUCCAAGAUGAGGCCCGGCAGACUCAGUGUGGAAACGAUCUAUGAGGCUAUCUUCACUCCCACCAAGCCGGGCAUCUUCAGUUGCGCAGCCAUGAAUUUAGUGGAUGGUCAAAAUUUCUCAGCAAUUGCAAGGGCCCACGUAAUGCUGGGCGACAUUCCCAGCAACAUGACUAUACACGGUCUGGAUUUAAAUCGAAAGAUUGCCAGAGGCGACGAGGAGAACUUCACCUGCGAGGCCCUGGCCUAUCACUUCAAUGGCGAUCUCAAGUGGUAUCACGACGGCGAAGAGCUGGUCGAAUCCGAUGAUGUUAAAAUUAUAAGGACUGUGAGUCAGUAUUCCCACAAGAGCACUGUCCAUUUUUCGGCAAUCGGCGACCGAGAUCGGGGAACCUACGAAUGUCGUGCUCACCACAUCCAUCGUCCUUCCGAAUACGAUCGUCGGGAGGUGGAUGUCUAUAUCCACGAGCCGAAGGCGCCGGUGUGGCAGACACCCAAUAUCCCCAAGAAAUUGAAAAUUGAAAGGAAACUGAGUCAGUCCUUGGAGCUGGAAUGUCGCUCCACAGCCGUUCCCCUGGCUACGGUUCGUUGGUUCAAGGACGACAAGGAACUGGUCGAAACGAAUCUUACCCACAUCCUGGAGGAUGAGUCCAAGCUGUUUAUUAGCCAUCUGUAUCCUCGCGACGACGGGGUCUACACGUGUCAGGUGGAGAACCGAUUGGGCAAAAUCGAGAAGUCCGUGACUGUGAUCAUAACUGACCUUCCUGGCAUCAACAAGGGAUGGGUGUGGUUCGGUAUAAUCAUGUUCCUGUUCCUGGUCAGCCUAUGCGCCUUCCUUGCCGUUCGCUACCACAAGGAGCACAAGCGGCACCUGGCCCUGAAGGCCGCCGGCCUGGCCAACUUUGAGGAGGGCGCCGUGGCACACAUCAAUCCAGAUCUGACCCUGGAUGAACAGGCGGAGCUGUUGCCCUACAACCGCGAGUUUGAGUUUCCGCGGGACAGCCUGAAGCUGGGCAAGCAGCUGGGAGCCGGCGCCUUCGGAGUGGUGCUUAAGGGCGAAGCGACGGGCAUCCGGAAGGAGGAGAGAUGCACCACCGUUGCCGUAAAAAUGGUAAAACGCACGGCGGACGAUGAGGUGGUACGGGCUCUUGUCUCCGAGCUGAAGAUCAUGGUUCAUUUGGGCCAGCACCUGAACGUGGUCAACCUUCUGGGAGCUGUUACCAAAAAUAUUGCCAAACGAGAACUUAUGGUCAUUGUGGAAUACUGCCGCUUUGGCAACAUCCAGAACUUCUUGCUGAGGAAUCGGAAAUGCUUCAUUAAUCAGAUUAACUCCGAAACAGAUCAUAUCGAUCCCAGCAUAACGAUCCAGAGGGAGUCAGAGAACUUCGACCUGCAUCGCGAUGCGAAUGGUGGUGGUGGCUUGAAGUAUGCAAAUAUUGGGUUCCCACACCACUCCUAUAUAAAUCACAUGAACUCGGUGUACAACAAUAACACGCACUCAUCGCCCCAUCGCAGAAACUCGGACAAUGAUCCCCGCUCGGGCACCCGAGCCGGACGGACAGUUACCGGCAAUGCAACCUACAGCUACGAUCGGCAAAUGGACACCUGUGCCACAGUGAUGACCACAGUUCCGGAAGAUGACCAAGUAAUGUCCAAUAAUUCUGUCCAGCCGGCCUGGCGAUCCAAUUAUAAAACCGACGUCACAGAGGCCAUGCCGGUAACGACCGUCGAUCUGAUCAGUUGGGCCUUCCAAGUGGCCCGAGGCAUGGACUACCUGUCCUCCAAGAAGGUCCUCCACGGCGAUUUGGCCGCCAGAAACAUUCUCCUCUGCGAAGACAACGUGGUUAAGAUCUGCGACUUUGGCCUGGCCCGGUCCAUGUACCGAGGAGACAACUACAAGAAGUCAGAAAGCGGAAAACUGCCCAUCAAGUGGCUGGCGCUGGAAUCCCUAUGCGACCACGUCUUUAGCACCUACAGCGAUGUCUGGUCCUUUGGCAUUGUCCUCUGGGAGAUGUUCUCACUGGCGAAGGUGCCGUAUCCGGGUAUUGAUCCCAAUCAGGAGCUCUUCAACAAGCUGAACGAUGGCUACCGCAUGGAGAAGCCCCCAUAUGCCAACCAGGAGCUCUACGAGAUCAUGCUGGAGUGCUGGCGAAAGAAUCCUGAGAGCAGACCGCUCUUUAAUGCGCUGGAGAAACGCUUCGCCAACAUGCUGGGUGAAGAUGUCGCCAACCACUAUUUGGACCUGAACAACCCAUACAUGCAGAGCAACCUGGAGUAUAUGAAGAAGCAGGAGACCGAUUACCUCGCCUUGAUGGGUUCCCCGGACGAGGUGGCACCCUCGGCCCCCAGCUAUGUCAACGGACGCAUAGUGCCCGAUAUUCGCAUUGAAUCCGUGCCGGACGACUACCAGGCGAUGAGCCCCGACCAGGACUCCGAUAGCGAUGCCUGCACUGCCAUAUUCUCGCAAUCGCGCCCGGAAGACGGGUCAUCCGACUUUCCGGACUUUUCAAGCGAAACGACUUUCAAUUUUCCAGCAGGAUCGCGGCAAUCGCCGACGUUAAGUAACAACAUGAACAAUGGGGCGAGUAAGUUGCUCCGCAAGAAGAACGGUAUUCCCACCGUGGAUGCGGCGGACCAGGCGCCCGAGGAGAUUCCCAUGCUGCAUCGCCAGUCUGGCGGUUCGGACGAUGGUCCAGAUCCGACAAGGAGAUUCAAUCAAACUCUGAAACAGCACUAUGCCACUCCCACGCCCACGCCCUCGCCCCGCCAUCACGUGGAAACGAAACUGAAUGGCGAAUUCUCCGGCUCCGCCGCCGAGAACUACGUGAACGUGAAGCCACCUAGAAAAAAUAUUCCCGGAAAGUCCCCAGUCGCCGGAGCGUCAACAGAUGCCUUCUCAAAUCCGGGAUACCAGCCACUGUCCAGCGCCAGCGAAAAGGAACAGCGAAGAUAUUAGACUAUAGGAUUAUCCUUCGCAGCUCCUUUGAGGUCUCGUUAAAGGUUCAGUUGGAAAAAAAAAAACACAAAACCAAAAUAAUCAAUUAAAAAUUAAUACUGUUUUUAUUUUGUCAAUGUAAAUGAAUAGAAAUUACUCGUAAAAAUGUUAUUGUUAAAUCAAAAAUUACAAAUUCAACCUUCAUGUGAUCACUUCACCUGAACUGAAAAGGAGGCCUUUAGACAACAAUACUACUUAGUGGCAUUGUUUAGAUUCUGAUAUAGCUUUAAGAGCACACAACCCCCACUCCCACACCCACAUCCACUCAAUCGAUGUAAUACACUUAUUAAUGCCAUUUCAUGUCUAUGUUUAGGGUCUAGACUAAGUUACUUAUCUAUUUAAUUAAUUGUCUUAAACUGUGUAUGCGUGUAUGUACAUAUAAACCUACGAUUACUCAAAUAUAAUGGGUAUACUAUUAA
Molecule: messenger RNA, 5433 nt
Organism: Drosophila ananassae
Lineage: Eukaryota; Metazoa; Arthropoda; Insecta; Diptera; Drosophilidae
Product: vascular endothelial growth factor receptor 1
Exons: 18
Coding region: 239-4975 (1578 amino acids)
Biological process (GO): protein phosphorylation; cell surface receptor protein tyrosine kinase signaling pathway; multicellular organism development
Cellular component (GO): signaling receptor complex
Molecular function (GO): ATP binding; transmembrane receptor protein tyrosine kinase activity
Source: RefSeq, a predicted model, not a curated record